AGAAUGACAUAAGUGUUAGCUGACCUGCGUGUUUCCCAAUGACACGCGCUGUGGGUUUAAAAUGGUGAAAACGGAGCUCACAUUAGAGUUUUUAAAGAUUCUGUCUAUCCAGUAAUCAAGGUUGAGCGAAGACUCCAUCAGAGUGUAAAGAUGCCAGCUGGAGUGUCUUGGGCCCGAUAUGUCAGGAUGUUAGGAGCCAGUGUCUUGGCCAUGUUUGCAGGAGCUCAGGCCGUCCACCAGUACUACCUGCCUGAUCUGAGUAUCCCAGAAACCCCACCAAAGCCUGGGGAGCUGAAGACAGAACUGCAGGGCUACAAAAUUAGACAAGAAGCUGCUGCAGCUUUACAGAAACUUAAGACGGAAAAUAAUGCAGACUGAUGUGGGAAUACACUCCUGUCUGAUGGACACCUGGAACUGGAUUUGGUGUUUUCCUCUGAUGAAGUAAACAGCUGUGGACUUAAACAUGAUCAGAAUGUGGCCAUUGGGGAUGAAGAUUAUAUCUGGACUGGAACAUGAUAAUUUUGUUAACUUGAUUAAAAUGUAUAUAUGGUAUGUUUUCAAAUGUAAAUGCAUUUGAUAAUGAGUGAGAAAAUAUAAAGAACUGUGGUUUUCACCAAGCAGGUAUACUGUACAAUAAAUAAAUACAUGUCUAUCAUCUAUACUGCUCACUGUCAUAGUACAGUGGAGCCAGUCCCUGGACUGUUCGCCAGUUCAUCAGGCAGGCAGCUGUAACUGCAAGUAUAGAACAUGAAGACCACGCACACUUACAUGGCAUACAACAUGUAAAAAUCCAAGAGGAUUGGAAAAUGCAGUGUGUUGAAACAUUAAUAGCUGCAGCUAAAGAGAAUCGGGCUCCAACAGCUGAUGAAAUAUGGAAUUCAAGAUCAGUGAAGUGCUAACAGCGCCUGCCUGUGAGGAGCCAUGUAACAUCAAAUGAAGCACUACAACUCCUACCCUGUCUUCAAGUCAUCAAUGUUUUCAUGCGCUAUAAGCUUGUAUUUUCUGAUUGAUGUGAAAAAAAAAUCAGUCUAAUAUUCAAUCAUUUCCUGGCAAUAUUUUCCAUGUACACUGACACAUUCAAGCAUCUA
Molecule: messenger RNA, 1088 nt
Organism: Salarias fasciatus (jewelled blenny)
Lineage: Eukaryota; Metazoa; Chordata; Actinopteri; Blenniiformes; Blenniidae
Gene: uqcc6
Product: ubiquinol-cytochrome c reductase complex assembly factor 6
Exons: 3
Coding region: 151-378 (75 amino acids)
Biological process (GO): mitochondrial respiratory chain complex III assembly
Cellular component (GO): mitochondrion
Source: RefSeq, a predicted model, not a curated record